CAUUAUUUCGACCUUGUUUUCUUCUCUCUCAUCAUCCUCAGUAUUCUUCUUAAAUUCUAUUCACAAGAAACUCAUUCAUUAUUAUUCACUCACAAUCAAUCCUGAAAACUACUCCUCUCCAGUCCACAGUCCCUAGUCCAGUCCAGCCUCCAAAUUUUGGUUUUCUGGCGACCCUUUUAGCCUCAAAACCAGAUCUGACCCUACUCGUUUUUGGAAAACCCUAAAAUCUCAAAAGUGCUCAAUCCUUCAGACAAAACCAGCAAGCAACUGUAUGGCGCCACUAAACUAUGCAACAAGAAAACAAGCAAAAACCCUUUAUUCCUAAGCUUCGGUUGUUCAGGAUUACAGCAUCUCCGAGGUGGGAAAUUUUCAGCAAGUCACCUAACGACCACCAUGUUAAAAAGGAAGCAAGAAGGCUGUAGAUUUAAGACUUCUUCAGAGCUGAAUUAUUUUGAGACUGGAAACCAUUAACCCUAAGAAAAGGGGUCAGCAAGAUGUUUCAACCAAACAUGUUUGAUAGUCACCAUCACUUACUCGAGAUGACUCAUAAAACACCUGAAAAUGAGAUGGAUAUGAUAAGAGAUGAUGAAUUUGAGAGCAAAUCUGGGACUGAUAUCAUGGAAGCCGCUUCUGGAGACGACCAAGACCCUAACCAACGCCCCAAAAAGAAGCGGUAUCAUCGCCACACUCAGCAUCAAAUCCAGGAAAUGGAAUCUUUCUUUAAAGAAUGCCCACAUCCAGAUGAUAAACAAAGGAAGGAGCUUGGUCGUCGACUAGGAUUAGAGCCCUUACAAGUCAAAUUUUGGUUUCAAAACAAGCGCACGCAAAUGAAGGCUCAACACGAACGCCAUGAGAACACACAAUUGAGGACUGAAAAUGAGAAGCUUCGUGCAGAGAACAUCCGCUACAAAGAGGCUCUUAGUAAUGCUACGUGUCCCAACUGUGGUGGACCAGCUGCCAUUGGCGAAAUGUCAUUUGAUGAGCAGCAUUUAAGGAUUGAAAAUGCUCGCCUAAGGGAAGAGAUUGAUAGGAUAUCCGGAAUUGCUGCUAAGUAUGUUGGCAAACCUAUGCUCUCGUAUCCUCAUCUUCCCCCAGGAGCAUCUCGUUCACUUGAUCUUGGAGUGGGAAAUUACGGGGCACAGUCGGGCAUGAUUGGGGAGAUUUAUGGGGCUGGUGACCUUCUGAGGUCAGUAUCAGGCCCUACUGAAGCUGACAAGCCAAUGGUCAUCGAGUUGGCUGUUGCAGCAAUGGAGGAACUAGUGAGAAUGGCUCAGGCUGGAGAACCUCUGUGGGUUCCUAGCGGUGAUAACUCAACUGAGACUCUAAGCGAGGAUGAGUAUGUAAGGGCCUUCCCUAGAGGAAUUGGACCAAAACCGUUGGGAUUGAAAUCUGAAGCUUCAAGAGAGUCUGCUGUUGUUAUCAUGAACCAUAUUAACCUGGUUGAAAUUCUGAUGGAUGUGAAUCAAUGGUCAAAUGUGUUCUCCAGCAUUGUUUCGAGAGCAUUGACCUUGGAGGUCUUGUCAACUGGUGUAGCAGGCAAUUAUAAUGGGGCUCUCCAAGUGAUGACCGCAGAGUUUCAGGUCCCUACACCUCUUGUUCCAACUCGUGAGAACUACUUUGUGAGAUACUGUAAACAACAUGCUGAUGGAACUUGGGCUGUUGUUGACGUUUCUUUGGACAAUCUGCGCCCUACUUCAGUGUCAAGAUGCAGAAGAAGGCCUUCUGGUUGUUUGAUUCAAGAAUUGCCUAAUGGCUACUCAAAGGUUAUGUGGGUUGAACAUGUUGAGAUUGAUGACAGAGCCGUUCACAGCAUAUAUAGAGCACUAGUUAAUUCAGGCCUUGCUUUUGGGGCAAAACGUUGGGUGGCAACACUAGAUCGGCAAUGUGAACGACUUGCAAGUGCAAUGGCUAAUAACAUUCCAGCGGGAGAUGUUGGGGUCAUCACAACUCCAGAAGGCAGAAAAAGUAUGCUAAAACUGGCUGAGAGAAUGGUUAUGAGCUUCUGCGCGGGUGUUGGUGCUUCAACUGCACAUACAUGGACAACUUUGUCAGGGAGCGGUGCUGAUGAUGUGAGGGUCAUGACUAGAAAAAGUAUGGAUGAUCCAGGAAGACCUCCAGGGAUUGUUCUAAGUGCUGCAACUUCAUUUUGGUUACCUGUUCUUCCUAAAAGAGUUUUUGAUUUUCUUCGCGAUGAGAACUCCAGAAGUGAGUGGGAUAUCCUUUCAAAUGGUGGCCUAGUUCAAGAAAUGGCACAUAUUGCAAAUGGCCGGGACCCAGGCAACUCCGUGUCAUUAUUGCGUGUGAAUAGUGCAAAUUCAAGCCAAAGCAAUAUGCUUAUAUUGCAAGAGAGUAGCACUGAUUCAACAGGCUCCUAUGUUAUUUAUGCUCCCGUUGACAUUGUUGCCAUGAACGUGGUCUUGAGUGGUGGAGAUCCUGACUAUGUUGCUCUCCUACCAUCUGGUUUUGCUAUCCUUCCUGACGGACCUAUGAAUCAAGGAGGAGGAGCAGGAAUUUCUGAGGUUGGCUCUGGUGGAACUCUCCUAACUGUUGCAUUUCAGAUAUUAGUUGAUUCAGUUCCAACAGCAAAACUUUCUCUCGGAUCAGUGGCAACUGUUAAUAGCCUUAUCAAGUGCACAGUUGAAAGGAUUAAAGCAGCAUUAUCAUGUGAUAAGGCAUGAUCCUAAAGCAUUUAGGCAAGAAGACUAGAGGGAAAGAAGGAUGAGCUUAGCUUUGGAUUCUGGGAGCUAUGGAGAAGAGUCAAGAACGCACCACUUGCAAUCCUUGCCGUGUGGUGUUUGCAAGAAAUGAGAAAAGCAUUUCACCACCCUGCAAGGGUAAAAGGUUCGGGUAUUGACUUGGCCUAUCAAUGAUUCAAGUAGACAGAAACCUUCUUUCGGAGCAACAAUACUCCCAUUUUGCCUGUGUUUUUGUUUUAGUAUUAGUAGGGAUAGGCCUUCCUACUUAUAUGUACGUGUUUUAAGAAGAUGUUUAAGUAGCUUUCUGAAUGCUAACAGACCAUGGUUUGCUUGUCUAUCAAAACUAUGCUCUUUAUAUCAUUA
Coffea eugenioides is the source of this 3059-nucleotide messenger RNA. RefSeq names its product homeobox-leucine zipper protein MERISTEM L1-like. The transcript has 13 exons. The coding region runs from base 495 to 2678 and encodes 727 amino acids. Lineage: Eukaryota; Viridiplantae; Streptophyta; Magnoliopsida; Gentianales; Rubiaceae. Gene Ontology annotation, molecular function: DNA binding; lipid binding. The record is from RefSeq and is a predicted model, not a curated record.